GGGGCGCAGCAGCUGGGUGGUUGUGUGCAGCCAUCACCUGGGCGCUGAUUUCCCCUGGCACGCCUUCUCUCUGGUGGUGGAGUACGACGCCCUGGCCCAGUCGCCCUGGCCCUCCAUCUGCAGAGAGAGGAACAUUAGCCACGUGACCUUCACCACUGUCACCCCCACCUCUGGUCAGGGUGAAAGCUGAUCUUACCAGAUAACGCCAGAUUGGUAUUGUUGUCGAUGCCCUGUGGAUAUGACAUGGUGGGACAAGAGGCAACAUUUGAGCCCUUACUCUGGAAUGUCACAAAGAUUCCAAAGAUCUGCAUGAUUACGGCAGUAUGAAUUAGCUGGAUUGGCCUAUGCACUGUUGUUAUGAAGUCUUAGACAAUCACUGAGUGUGUCUUUCAGUUUUGUGGUUUACUGGUGUUGUUAAUGGAUGGAAAGAAUGAUGAUCAGUCACAAUUUACCAUUAAUGCAUAUUACAUUCAUUAUUACAGCUACAACUUCAUAAAAACAAUAUCAAAUUAUUCCACGAUGACAUACAGUAUAUGUUUGAGGUUUGUUUAGCUGCCACAUUACUUUGGUUUAUGAAUCGUGUAAUGACCAUGCGCUUUUUUUUCACGUUUAAAGAGACAGACCCCUCAGCCUCCUCUUCUCCAUCAACACAUCUGGAGAGAAUCCCUUUCACGCUUUUUGUGACCGAAGGCCUGUUGGAUCGCUCCUCUUUACUGCAGACACUCGAGUCCGUGUAUAACCUGACCAUGAUAGAAAGGAGACACUCUCCCUCGCUGAAGAUGCUCGGGGGAGCUCAUCAAUAUGCCGUGAUUACAGUGGACGAAAGCACCGCAGUGCUCCUCCAGGAUGUAGACGAGCUGGCCAUGGAGCGCGCGAGCGAGCGGGUGGUGAUGCGUUUGAUCGCUCUCUCCCUGCAGUACAGCUGCUGCUGGUUCAUCCUGCAUCUUCCCAGCGCCCGCUACUCAUGCUUCUCCGUGCAAAUUUUGAACAACGUGGCGUUAGUCUACUCAGCUGUAGUGCUCUUUGGAAUGAAGUCUGAAGAAUUCAGUGUCAAGGUUUUGGUAGUGUCAGAAGAAGAAGACACUGCCAGAUGGAUUUACCAGAUAGCCUAUCACACCAUGAUGUCAUCAGAGGGCGACCCUCAGAGUUAUCUCGACAGAGAGUGGCUGUCUGUGUUGCCCUCAGAGGAGGAGGGCUGCCUGGUGCGGUUCCCCUGUGUGAGCCCGCUGGUGGCCCAGAUCAUGCUGAGGAGAGCCCCCUCCCUGCCCUGGCUCUUAGGGGCCUCCCUCACUGAGCUCCAGCAGCUGCUGCCUGAGGUCCCACAGAAGGUCAUCAAGCUCUUCACCGACACCACUGGUCUGUAUGCUCUGGGCUCAUCUGCUCCUCAGCCUGGCCCUGUUCCUGCCCCUGACCCCCAGUGUAGGCCUGAGCCCAGGCCCCAACCUGAGCUCCCUCAGAUGGGGCAGGUCAACGUGCAUGACCACUGGUCCUCCACUAUCCAAAAGCCUCUAGACGAACCCCAGACGUCCUACCACAGCCAUGAUCCCCAGCAAGAUGGGCUCUUCCUUAGAACUUCCAGUGCUGGUCAGAGCGAUGCUGUCUUCCACAGGAAAGAGGAUUGGGGUCAAACAGGGAAUUCCAGUGCAGGUCAGAGCGAUGCUGUCUUUCACAGGAAAGAGGAUUGGGGUCAAACCGGGAAUUCCGGUGGAGGUCAGAGUGAUGCCGUCUUCCACAGGAAAGAGGAUUGGGUUCAAACAGGGAAUUCCAGUGCAGGUCAGAGCGAUGCUGUCUUCCACAGGAAAGAGGAUUGGUGUCAAACAGGGAAUUCCAGUAGAAGUCAGAGUGAUGCCGUCUUCCACAGGAAAGAGGAUUGGGGUCAAACAGGGUUUUCCAGUGCAGGUCAGAGCGAUGCUGUCUUCCACAGGAAAGAGGAUUGGGGUCAAACAGGGAAUUCCAGUGUAGGUCAGAGCAAUGCCUUUUUCCACAGUAAAGAGGACUGGGGUCAAACAGGGAAUUCCAGUGCAGGUCACAGCGAUGCCCUUUUCCACAGUAAAGAGCAUUGGGGUCAAACAGGGAAUUCCAGUGCAGGUCAGAGCGAUGCUGUCUUCCACAGGAAAGAGGAUUGGGGCCAAACAGGGAAUUCCAGUGUAGAUCAGAGCGAUGCCUUUUUCCACAGGAAAGAGGAUUGGAGUCAAACAGGGAAUUCCAGUGCAGAUCAGAGCGAUGCCGUUUUCCACAGGAAAGAGGAUUGGAGUGAAACAGGGAGCGCUGGGCUGAAUUUUAGCAGGACCUCCUUCAGUCCUGCAACAACAGCAGCACCUUCAGCACCACAGGACUUCCAGCAUAACCCUUGGCACAUGGAGGUCGAAGAAAACAGGUACUUCCCACGCAGGAGAGAAGCAUGUGAUUGGAAUUCGAAGAUUUCACAGAAGGAGAGCGCUUCUUCAAUGCAGGAAACACAAGCCACAAGCCCAUUUCAACGCUUUCCCAGUGGACGCCAACCUUUACCGUACUUCCAGAGUCAGACGCCCGCUUCCUUACCCUGUGGCCCUGCCCAUGGCGUGGCCUCCUCUCCAGUGUCGCGGUGGACUGGCAAACUAAUCUCCGAGGCCUACCGCUUCUCAUCGGGUACCAACGGCUCAAGCAUGAGGGCAGAGCAGGACAGGAAGAGGAGAGCUGGGCUGUCUCCGCUGGAGAGCCCCACCUCAGGAUUUCCCCAAACCAAGAAAGGAAAGCUGUUAUAUGAGAAGGUUCCUGGCAGAAGUGAUGGACAGACAAGGCUGAGGUUUUUCUGAGUUUUUUCUUCCAUCAAGUUUGUAUCCUUCCUUCUGAAGGUUAUUUCACAUUUCACACAUGAAUACUAAUUCUACGGAAAAAAACAACUUUGUAGACAUUUGAUGAAACUUUUGUAUCCCAGCCACAGUGACUGUAUGGUAUUUAUUGUUCUUAUUCAUAAAUAUUUGUAUUCUUUGUCUCUAACUGGAACAAGCUUUAGAUGAAAAUUGUUAUUGGUUCACUUGAUUAAUUGUUGAUAUGUGGCCAUUUAAUGUAUUUGUAUGAUGUAUUUGACUUAUUUGUAUGUCAGUCUUAGGUGAAUGUUACAUAUUUAUCCACACGUACUGUGCCAAAACGUAACUAUAUAUGUUCAUGUGAUGUUCAUUAUAACAGUAUUUCACAUUUUUGAUCAAUAGAUUCAGCUAACCUUCUCUGACAUUGUCAAAACACUUAAAAUAAAUUACAACAUAAUGUUUGGUCAGCAUGUUGACCUCUGCA
Clupea harengus (Atlantic herring) is the source of this 3273-nucleotide messenger RNA. RefSeq names its product shortage in chiasmata 1 (gene shoc1). Gene Ontology annotation, cellular component: condensed nuclear chromosome. Lineage: Eukaryota; Metazoa; Chordata; Actinopteri; Clupeiformes; Clupeidae. The record is from RefSeq and is a predicted model, not a curated record. Gene Ontology annotation, molecular function: single-stranded DNA binding; ATP hydrolysis activity. Gene Ontology annotation, biological process: resolution of meiotic recombination intermediates. The transcript has 8 exons. Bases 534 to 2795 code for a protein of 753 amino acids.